Messenger RNA from Ostrea edulis (European flat oyster), 2310 nucleotides. RefSeq names its product calpain-5-like. Lineage: Eukaryota; Metazoa; Mollusca; Bivalvia; Ostreida; Ostreidae. Gene Ontology annotation, cellular component: cytoplasm. Gene Ontology annotation, biological process: proteolysis. The coding region runs from base 215 to 2116 and encodes 633 amino acids. Gene Ontology annotation, molecular function: calcium-dependent cysteine-type endopeptidase activity. The record is from RefSeq and is a predicted model, not a curated record. The transcript has 13 exons.
UGCAGGUAAGAUAUUGUGCAAUGGUUUAGAAACAUACCAACCUUGGAGAGCAUUACUUUAUUAACACUUAUCAGGAAAAUGAGAUGUAGAAUUGAGAUAUAUCACUUUACACAGAGAUGAAUGUAUCGACGUGAUUAUGUUAAUGUUCUGUCAAGUGUUGAGCAAUAUACGUAUCAGAAUUUUAAAAAUCGUGGAUAUCCAGUAGCAGACGACAAUGGUCCUGGGGCUAUUUGAUUCUGCUGUUCCCUAUAAGGGACAGGCGUACAGUAAACUGAAGUCUGAAUGCGUCAGUUCCGGUCGGUUGUUUGAAGAUCCGGAAUUCCCUCCAGUUUCUUCAUCACUUGCUUAUUCUGAACCUGCAUCGUCUAACAUCGUGUGGAAGAGACCAGGGGAAAUCACUGGAGAUCCUAAAUUUUUCGUUGACGGCGCCGGAACUGAUGAUUUUAACCAAGGGGCGCUUGGGAAUUGCUGGUUCGUAGCCGCAGCAGCAUGUAUAGCUGAAAAACCCAAACUGCUGAAAAAGAUUGUGCCAGAUAUUGAGAAACAAGAGUGGCUUCCGGAGAACAAGUAUGCUGGGAUAUUUCACUUCCGGUUCUGGAUUUGUGGAGAGUGGACGGAUGUUGUGAUUGACGAUUAUCUGCCUACUGAGGGUGGUAACCUGAUUUACAUCCACUCAAACAAACGGAACGAGUUCUGGUCAGCUCUUCUGGAGAAAGCUUACGCAAAACUAUUCGGAUGUUACGAGUCUUUGCGCGGAGGUUUUGCUAGAGACGCUCUUGUCAACAUGACAGGGGGCGUAGGGGAGGUCAUCACAUUGUCGGACUACAUCGAAUCAGAGGAGAAGAAGGAAAAACUUUUUCAAAUACUUCAUUCUGCCAUUGACGAUCAGUCUAUGAUCAGCGCCGCCAUUCUAACAGGCGGAAAUGAUAUAGAGUCCAAACGGGACAAUGGUUUAGUGAAUGGUCACGCUUACAGUGUCACAGCCGUGAAAAAAAUACGAUUAGGGGAAGGUCUGAUUGCGUUUUUUAAGAGAGAUUCCAUAAAGUUAGUUCGUUGUCGCAAUCCUUGGGGUGAUACUGAGUGGACAGGGGCUUGGAGCGAUGGGUCCCAGGAAUGGGCUAAAGUGAGCAGCAACGAGAAGGAAGAAAUGGGAAUCACUAUAGAGGAUAAUGGUGAAUUUUGGAUGUCAUUUGAGGAUUUUUGUACGAGUUAUUCCCACGUUGACGUCUGUCAUUUGAUCAAUACAUCGUUCUUCUCCCUGUCCAAAACCUGGCAUGAAGGCAAGGGCAUGAGCGAAUGGACGGAUCGCAGAUGUGGAGGAUGCGUGGACCACGACAGCUUCAUACAAAAUCCGCAGUAUGUGUUUGACAUAGACGACAAGGAAGACGAAAUUUUGGUGUCGUUAGAACAACAAGACAAGAGAGAAUUUAAGAAAGAUGGCGAGGGAAAGAACCACGGAAUUGGUUUCACGAUUACCAAGACUGACCUCAACCGAGAGUACAGAAUGCACGAUAAAUUACAGACCAUUCAUACAUCAGAGUACGGUGCUAAUAGGGCUAUUUUCGAACGUGUGACCAUAAAGAGGGGACGCUAUGUGAUAUUCCCCACCACACACGAGCCAGACAAGAAAGGGAGAUAUGUUUUACGAGUGUACUUCAGUUCCUCACCAGCCUUCAAGGAAUUAGUGUACGAGGAACCACCUCCACCAAUGUGUUGUUCCUUCCUUUUUAAAUCCAACGGCGCCACACAAAUCACAAUAGUCAGUGCCAACGGUCUGGAAAACCCGAACAUCGUCCUCAAACCUGAUCUGUACUGUGAAGUAACCUGCGGAAGAAAGAAAGUGAAAACAAGUGUUUGUGACGGGACGAAGGACCCAUUCUGGGACGAAAGAAUAACAUUUUACCAGAAAGAUAAGGACAUCAAAAUUGAGAUCUGGAAUGACAAUCUAAUUAAGGACGAUUUUAUCGGACAGUGUAUCAUUCCAAUGAAAGGAGCUAAACAUACAGGAAAAACAAUUCAGCUACCACUGUACGGCAAAGGCAAGGAGGAGAAAGUGAAACAGAAAGGAUCCCUGUCAGUGACGAUAUUGUGUACAGCUCACAUGGACACCGUGUGAUGAUUGAUAAGAAUGAGAGCUUAAUGAUGUGAGACAGAGUGUAAAGAUUUAUAUAUUUCCACGUCACUGUUCACAUGUUACAUUUUCAUGCAUUAACGAAUUGUAUUAUUACAUGUAAUUACCACUAUAAAGGUGGAAUGAGGAUUAUGAUUUGAUUUACAUAUAUUGCAUUCAUUAAAUUGACAUUCGACUGA